CCCCCCGAGGACGACGAGUGGAGUCUUGCCAUCUGUGGACUUCGCCGUCAACUGCAUCAAUAUACGGGGAGGUUUUCUCAAUGCCAAUUGGAAACCACUGGAUGACGGCAGCAGUUAUGAGCUCCACUCCAAGAUCUUCGGUGGAACUAAGGGAAUAGUCGUCACGCACCGAAGGGACCGGACCUACAGGCAGUGCAUCUUGUUCUGGAAGCUGGACAACAGAUCGAUCCACAAGAUGCUCAAAGCGGUCUGCGGCCCCGACUAUUCCCUGAUUAAAGUCGUGGAUGGUGCAGAAGGUAAAUGUGUUUGUGAACUUGCGGUCACACAAGAGCUGACAAACGUCCGUGGAAUGCUGCAUGGGGGUACCACGGCGUUAUUGGUGGACUCCAUCUCCACGAUGGCUCUGCUUACCAAGACAGACAAUAUUCCCGGCGUCAGCGUCAACAUGAAUAUAUCGUACAUCAAGUCAGCCCCUCUUGGAUCGGAGAUCGUUGUGAAUGCCCAGACACUGCAUGUGGGCCGGAAACUAGCGUUCUUAACAGUGGACAUCACAAACAAGGUGGAUGGGUCACUUAUAGCACAAGGAACACACACCAAAUAUGUAGGACAAACAAAAUCUUAACAAUACACAGACUUCUCUAUAUAAAAAGGAAACAAAAGUGGCUAGCACAAGUAAUUCCGUGACAUGCCACUUUGAACUGGAAUUGAGAUGCUCGUUUCAGGUAUUUACAUAGCUUACAAUGCCAAAAGCCGAUUGUUGCCAGUUAUUUCUUGUAAUUAAAGGGACAUUCCCGAGUUUGCAGCAUUGUAAGAUGUUUCCAACUAAUAAAAUAUUUCUACGAUU
Gigantopelta aegis is the source of this 844-nucleotide messenger RNA. RefSeq names its product acyl-coenzyme A thioesterase 13-like. Gene Ontology annotation, molecular function: fatty acyl-CoA hydrolase activity. The transcript has 3 exons. The coding region runs from base 236 to 622 and encodes 128 amino acids. The record is from RefSeq and is a predicted model, not a curated record. Lineage: Eukaryota; Metazoa; Mollusca; Gastropoda; Neomphalida; Peltospiridae.